AUGUGCGACCUGAUGCCAGCCUCCCAGCCCCCGGAGAAAAUCGGCAAAAUGAAAAAGUUGAGGAGAACUUUGUCGGAGAGUUUCAGGAGUAUUGCUUUCAAGAAAGAGGACAGCGGCUUUGAUGAGAUAUGUGUCACAAAGAUGUCCACACGCAGCUGCCAGGGAUCGGACUCGGUCAUCAAGCCCCUGGACACAAUCCCUGAGGACAAGAAGGUGAGAGUGCAGCGCACGCAGAGUGGCUUCGACACGUUUGAGAAGCCAGCCAGCCAGGUGAAGAGGGUCCACUCUGAGAACAAUGCCUGCAUCAAUGCCAAGGGCUCGUCCGCCGGCAAGGAGUCGCCCAAACUGCGCCGCCACUCCAGCCCUAGUUCUCCUACAAGCCCCAAGUUUGGAAAGGCUGAUUCCUAUGAGAAGCUGGAGAAGCUGGGAGAAGGAUCAUAUGCUACAGUUUACAAAGGAAAGAGCAAGGUGAAUGGGAAACUGGUGGCUCUGAAGGUGAUCCGUCUUCAAGAGGAGGAAGGGACGCCCUUCACGGCCAUACGAGAAGCAUCUCUUCUGAAAGGCCUGAAGCAUUCCAACAUCGUGCUCCUCCACGACAUCAUCCACACCAAGGAAACCCUGACUCUGGUCUUCGAAUAUGUGCACACAGACCUGUGUCAGUACAUGGACAAACACCCCGGGGGGCUCCAUCCAGACAAUGUGAAGCUGUUCCUGUUUCAGUUACUGAGAGGCCUGUCCUACAUCCACCAGAGGUACAUCCUUCACCGAGACCUGAAACCACAGAACCUGCUCAUCAGUGACACUGGAGAGCUCAAACUUGCUGACUUCGGCCUGGCCAGAGCCAAGUCGGUCCCCAGCCACACCUACUCCAACGAGGUGGUGACCCUCUGGUACCGGCCUCCAGAUGUCCUGCUGGGAUCCACGGACUACUCCACCUGCCUGGACAUGUGGGGAGUGGGCUGCAUUUUCAUUGAGAUGAUCCAAGGAGUGGCUGCCUUUCCAGGGAUGAAGGACAUCCAGGACCAGCUGGAGAGGAUAUUCCUGGUCCUCGGCACCCCGUCAGAGGACACCUGGCCGGGCGUUAACUCUUUGCCUCACUUCAAACCAGACCGCUUUACAGUGUACAGCGCUAAGAAGCUCAGACAAGCGUGGAAUAAGUUGGGCUACGUGGACCAUGCCGAGGAGUUGGCUUCCAGGUUCCUCCAGUGCUUCCCAAAGAACCGGCUGUCGGCCCAGGCGGCGCUGAACCACGAGUACUUCAGCAACCUUCCUCCACGGCUCUGGGAGCUGCAGGACAUGUCUUCUAUCUUCACCGUACCAAAUGUCAAGCUGCAGACAGAGAGCGGGGACAGCAUACAGGUGUGUGCACGAAGGAACAGCCAUGGAAAGGCAUCCUCUGGCAGCAAACACUGACCUGAGGCAGCAUCCUGCACACGGAUGCCUGACAGGUGGCUGUUGUAAAAAAAAAAAAAAAAAAAA
Messenger RNA from Anoplopoma fimbria (sablefish), 1479 nucleotides. RefSeq names its product cyclin-dependent kinase 14 (gene cdk14). Gene Ontology annotation, cellular component: cytosol; cytoplasm; nucleus. Gene Ontology annotation, biological process: protein phosphorylation. The transcript is spliced from 15 exons. Gene Ontology annotation, molecular function: cyclin-dependent protein serine/threonine kinase activity; ATP binding; cyclin binding. The coding region runs from base 1 to 1413 and encodes 470 amino acids. The record is from RefSeq and is a predicted model, not a curated record. Lineage: Eukaryota; Metazoa; Chordata; Actinopteri; Perciformes; Anoplopomatidae.